AAGACUUCUUCUUUCUCACCAGCCGCUCUUUCUCAGUACAGCACCAGACUCCUCUCCAAUGGCAACCACCACCACCUCCAACGCCUUCCUCACCACCCCCACCAAAACCCCAUCAGAAAAAUCCAAGAAAUCCCAUCACCACUUCCCCAACUCCGACUCCAAGUCCCCAUUCGAGGCCUACAACCGUCUACAAUCCGCCGCAGUAGCCUUCGGCGAGAAGCUACCCAUCCCCGAGAUUGUCGCCCUCGGUGGCCAAUCCGACGGCAAGAGCUCCCUCCUUGAAGCCCUUCUUGGAUUCCGCUUCAAUGUUCGCGAGGUCGAGAUGGGCACACGAAGGCCUCUCAUCCUUCAGAUGGUGCAUGAUUCGACGGCGUUGGAGCCCCGGUGUCGGUUUCAGGAGGAGGAUUCUGAAGAAUAUGGAAGUCCAGUUGUUUUGGCAUCUGCAAUUGCAGACAUCAUAAAAUCCCGAACGGAGGCAUAUUUGAAGAAGACUAAAACUGCCGUUUCUUCUAAACCAAUUGUAAUGAGAGCAGAAUAUGCUCAUUGUCCUAAUCUCACCAUUAUUGAUACCCCGGGUUUCGUUCUUAAGGCCAAGAAGGGAGAACCAGAGAACACGCCUGAUGAAAUUCUAUCAAUGGUGAAGUCUCUGGCUAGUCCUCCACAUCGCAUUCUUCUGUUCCUUCAACAAAGUAGUGUUGAAUGGUGUUCAUCAUUGUGGUUGGAUGCCGUUCGGGAAAUUGAUCCAACCUACAGACGGACAGUAAUCGUUGUUUCCAAAUUUGAUAAUCGGCUCAAGGAGUUUACUGACCGAUGGGAAGUAGAUCGGUAUUUGAGUGCAAGUGGUUACCUUGGAGAUGGCACUCACCCAUUUUUUGUAGCCCUGCCAAAAGACAGGAACACAGUUUCAAAUGAUGAAUUCCGCAGGCAAAUAUCACAGGUUGACUCAGAUGUCCUGCGACAUCUGCGUGAUGGGAUCAAGGGAGGAUUUGACGAAGAAAAAUUCAGGCCCUUCAUUGGCUUUGGCUGUCUGAGAGAAUAUUUGGAGUCUGAGCUUCAGAAAAGAUACAAAGAAGCUGCCCCAGCAACUCUAGCUUUGCUCGAGCAGAGGUGCUGUGAAGUCACCACUGAGUUGGCUAGAAUGGACUCCAAAAUACAGGCUACUUCUGAUGUUGCACAUCUUCGAAGAUGUGCAAUGCUGCACACUGCCUCCAUCAGCAAUCAUGUGGGAGUGUUGAUCGAUGGAGCUGCAGAUCCUGCCCCUGAGCAAUGGGGUAAAACAACAGAGGAAGAGCAGUCAGAGAGUGGCAUUGGGAGCUGGCCGGGCAUUACUGCUGAUAUAAAACCUCCCAAUUCUACCCUUAGACUCUAUGGAGGAGCUGCUUUUGAAAGAGUGAUACAUGAAUUUCGUUGUGCUGCAUAUUCCAUUGAAUGCCCACCAGUAUCAAGGGAGAAGGUGGCAAAUAUACUACUUGCCCAUGCUGGCCGUGGUGGAGGAAGAGGAGUAAUGGAGGCAGCUGCAGAGAUUGCACGUGCAGCUGCUCGGUCAUGGCUUGCUCCUCUUCUUGAUACUGCUUGUGAUCGACUUGCUUUUGUUUUGGGGAACCUCUUUGAUCUUGCUGUGGAGAGGAGUUGCAGCCGUGACUCAGACUAUGGGAGGCAAAGUGGUAAUAUGGAUGGGUAUGUUGGUUUUCAUGCUGCUUUAAGACACUCAUACAAUCGCUUUAUAAAGGAUCUUGCCAAACAGUGCAAGCAACUUGUUCGACACCACCUUGACUCAGCUACAAGCCCAUAUUCUCAGGUUUGUUAUGAGAACAUCCAAGGAGGCUCUGGCUCAGGUGUAACCUCCAUGUACAGAUUUAACCAAGCUUUAGUUGGGUCAUUUUCCCUUGAACUAUCUGAAGGGGGGCCAGCAUUGCGCCAUGACAAGGUGAGAGAUCAAGAAAACAUACCUCCAGAAAAGGAUGCACAAGAAACCACACCUGGAAAAGGAGUGGAAACCAGAGAAGCUCUCCGGGAAAGCCAACUGACUGUGCCUGAAACCCCAUCACCUGAUCAACCAUGUGAUAUGGUUUAUGGGGGAGUUAAGAAGGAAGUUGGAAAUGAACAUGGAGCAAGAAAACGCCAAGCAAGAAUGAUUGGCCAUAGCAGAAACUCAGAUAAUUUAAGACUUACAAAUGCUGGCGGUUUGCUAUUUGGAAAUGCAGAUAGUGGCUUGAGGUCAGGUUCAGCUUACUCUGAUAUUUGUUCAUCUGCUGCACAGCACUUUGCCCGAAUACGUGAAGUUCUUGUUGAGAGAAGUGUGAUGUCAACUUUGAAUUCUGGAUUUUUAACCCCUUGCCGGGAUCGACUUAUGAUGGCACUUGGAUUGGAUUUGUUUGCUGUAAACGACGAGAAAUUCAUGGAUAUGUUUGUUGCACCUGGGGCAAUCGAUAUCCUUCAGAAUGAACGGCAGUCUCUUCAGAAGCGGCAGAAGAUACUCCAAUCUUGCUUGAAUGAAUUUAAAAGCGUUGCUCGAGCUCUUUGAUGGAAGCAUUGGUUGGUUCUCUACUAAAACUGCACUGAAACCACUGGAAGGGAGUUGACAGGCGGCUUCACAACUAGUGAACAUACUAAAAUUGCCAACCAGUUCUCUUUCAAGUUGUGGUAGUCAUUUCCAGUUUGGUAUGCAGAGAGACUGAGUUCUCCUAUAGGUGAUGAUUUGGGUUGAUUGAUUAUGUUGAUCAGGGUUUGUACAAGGGCAUGGAAAGUUGGAAACAGUCACAGGACCUCCACAAUUGCCUACUUCUACUUGUAUACAAGGAAUGCUCACAACUAGUGGACAGGUCAAAUUGUGAACCAGUUCUCUCAAGUUGAGGUAGGUUGAUUCCAAUUUGUUGUGUAAAGACUGAUUUACAUGUUAAUAAUGAUUGUUUGGUUUGUGAGAGCAGCAAUGACUAUGGCAUGAAAAUCAUGUGCCACUACUGUCUGUCCAUGGAUGAGGUGGGAGUUUUCCACCAUCCCUAAAAACUAGGUCAUUAUGGUUCUAUAAAACCCAACUUGUUUUUAA
Messenger RNA from Vitis riparia (riverbank grape), 3046 nucleotides. Its product is annotated as dynamin-related protein 5A. The transcript is spliced from 8 exons. The record is from RefSeq and is a predicted model, not a curated record. NCBI's taxonomy places the organism in Eukaryota, Viridiplantae, Streptophyta, Magnoliopsida, Vitales, Vitaceae. Gene Ontology annotation, cellular component: microtubule; cytoplasm; membrane. Gene Ontology annotation, molecular function: microtubule binding; GTPase activity; GTP binding. Bases 59 to 2524 code for a protein of 821 amino acids.